Messenger RNA from Trichoderma atroviride IMI 206040, 855 nucleotides. RefSeq lists its product as uncharacterized. Lineage: Eukaryota; Fungi; Ascomycota; Sordariomycetes; Hypocreales; Hypocreaceae. The record is from RefSeq and is a predicted model, not a curated record. Gene Ontology annotation, molecular function: methyltransferase activity.
AUGGCGCAAACCAAUCUACCAAGUUACUACGCCCGGGGCCACUCCGACUACACCAUCGCAACGCAUCUAAGGCGCAAGGCUGAGUCAGAUGCCGCCUUCCUGCUGCCUUACAUUAAACCGACAGACCAUAUCCUCGAUGUCGGCUGCGGGCCCGGCACCAUCACCACGAGCUUCCUUAAAUAUGCCAGCGAGGGUACUAUAGUCGGCAUUGACAUCUCUAAAGAUGUGCUGCAAAAGGCAAAGACACUGGCGGCCGAAGCAAAUAUUCCCACUCAGGGACCCGGCUCUGUGGUAUUCGAAGAAGGCAAUGUCGUAGAUGGGCUCGCCUAUCCCGAUAACACGUUUGACGUCGUCUUUGCUUCACAGGUCAUCGGGCACAUGCCAGCGCCAGACACUCCCCUCAAAGCGUUGACCGAGAUGCGGCGUGUCCUGAAGCCGGGCGGCAUCUUGGCCACGCGCGACGGCAUGAACCACCACUUUUACCCACAGAGCCUCAAUCUCGAUCACCUCUGGGGAGAAAACCAAUUUCGGGCAUCGCGAAAGGGCGCGCCUGAAACCGAUUCGACAUCAGCAAUGAUGCCCAACCUUUUGCGUAAAGCCGGCUUCGACACCGACGCUGGCAAAGUCCGUGUUGGCGCGGGAGCUUCUGUGCACUCGGAAGCGGAAGCUCGCAAACGGAUGCUCUGGCGUGCCAAAGGCCAACUGCAAAAAGGAGACCCUUUCUACCAGAGCUGGGUGGAUGCAGGAAUUAGUGAAGACGAGAUUCAGCAGACGCUAGAUGCCGUCGAGAAGUGGGCUGAGGCUGAGGACGCCUGGCUUGUUAUUGUGCAGAGCGAGAUGCUCGCUUGGAAGUAG